Molecule: messenger RNA, 717 nt
Organism: Propithecus coquereli (Coquerel's sifaka)
Lineage: Eukaryota; Metazoa; Chordata; Mammalia; Primates; Indriidae
Gene: GRIFIN
Product: galectin-related inter-fiber protein
Exons: 6
Coding region: 1-717 (238 amino acids)
Molecular function (GO): carbohydrate binding
Source: RefSeq, a predicted model, not a curated record
AUGGGCCCCGUCCUGGCGCGGAUCCUCCCGGAGCAGGGCGGAGAUGCUGCUGCCUCCCGGAGCCUGUCCACGGCCCCGGCAGCCAGCACCCAGCCAGCCGCGCAGAGUACUGCCCACCACGCCACCCUGACCCCCGAGGCUACAAUAGAGGUGGGCCGGGGUCGGAUCGGCCAGCCCGGUUCUGGCUUCCAAGCCCUUGGCUGCCCGGUGCUGAGAGCUUUGGCAGCUCCUGGCUCCUACCGACGUGGGAGAGGUGCUGAGGCCAUAGUCAGACAGGGUGAGAUCACAGGUCCGCACUCGUGCCAGUUCGAAGCCUUCUGUGCGGGGGGCCUGGCCCCUGGCUGGAGCCUGCUGGUCCAGGGACAGUCCGACUCCGGGGAGGACAAAUUCGAGAUCGACUUCCUGUCUGAGGCGGGGGACAUCGCCUUCCACAUCAAGCCGCGCUUCUCCAGCGCCACCAUGGUGGGCAACGCCUGCCAGGGCGGCCGCUGGGGCGAGGAGGAGGUGUCCAGCAUCUUCCCGCUGGCCCUGGGGGAGCCUUUUGAGAUGGAGGUGAGCUCGGACGCGGAGCACUUCCACGUCUACGCGCAGGAGCACAAGGUGCUGCAGUUCCCGCACCGCCAGAGGCCGCUGGCCGCCAUCACCAGGGUGCGGGUGCUGAGUGAUCGCAACCUGGCCCAGGUGGAGCUGGCCAAGAGGGGCCUGAGCUGGGGGUAA